Penicillium salamii is the source of this 2355-nucleotide messenger RNA. Lineage: Eukaryota; Fungi; Ascomycota; Eurotiomycetes; Eurotiales; Aspergillaceae. The record is from the annotation of a GenBank genome assembly.
AUGGCGGCCUCAGUCAAUCAUGCACAUCCGCGCCAUGCUGUGCCCGAAGUAGGGUGUAAAAUGGUCAAUCGCUUGCAACAGAGCAAAUCCCCUUAUGUCCGAGGACACAUGAACAACCCAGUAGCAUGGCAAGUCUGGGAUGCAGAAUCUAUGGAGCUUGCCAAAAAGCACAACCGUUUAAUCUUCCUCAGCAUUGGCUACUCUGCGUGCCAUUGGUGUCAUGUCAUGGAAAAGGAAUCAUUCAUGUCACCGGAGGUGGCAGCAAUUCUGAAUGAAUCUUUUAUUCCUAUCAAAGUCGACCGCGAAGAACGACCGGACAUCGACGAUGUCUACAUGAAUUAUGUGCAGGCCACAACAGGGUCCGGCGGUUGGCCGUUGAAUGUAUUCCUGACUCCUGACUUGGAGCCAGUGUUUGGAGGAACCUAUUGGCAAGGACCCAAUUCUAACACAUUCACUGGCCCCGAGUCGAUCGGUUUUGUGGAGAUUUUAGAGAAACUACGGGAUGUUUGGGACACCCAACAGCAACGCUGCCUCGAAAGCGCCAAGGAGAUCACCAAACAGUUGAGAGAAUUUGCCGAAGAAGGGACGCACUCGCAGCAAGGGGAACGCGACAAUGACGAGGACAUGGACAUUGAGCUUUUAGAAGAAGCGUAUCAGCAUUUCGCGUCUCGGUACGACUCGAUCAAUGGCGGAUUCGGUCGCUCUCCCAAAUUUCCCACGCCGUCUAAUCUGAGCUUUCUGCUCCGACUCGGUGCUUACCCGUCCCAAGUCUCUGAUAUGGUAGGAAAGGACGAGUGCGAGCAGGCAACUGCCAUGGCUGUUACCACGUUGGUGAACAUGGCUCGUGGUGGACUCCGAGACCACAUCGGCCACGGAUUUGCGCGGUACAGUGUCACCAUGGACUGGGGUCUGCCCCAUUUUGAAAAGAUGCUCUAUGAUCAAGCCCAGCUACUCGACACAUAUGUGGACGCUUUCCGGUUGACUCAUGACCCCGAGCUUCUGGGUGCUGUCUAUGAUCUGGCUGCUUACUUGACCACCGCCCCGAUACAGUCCCCCACCGGAGGGUUCUUUUCAUCGGAGGAUGCAGAUAGCUAUCCCAGCUCAAAUGACACAGAGAAGCGGGAGGGUGCCUUUUACGUGUGGUCGUUGAAGGAGCUCACCCAAGUUCUCGGGCCCCGUGAUGCCCCUGUUUGCGCCAAACACUGGGGCGUCCUCCCCGACGGCAACGUACCACCCGAGUACGACCCGCACGACGAAUUCAUGAAUCAGAAUGUGUUGGCUGUCAAGGCCACACCGAGCAAGCUCGCCAAGGAUUUUGGUCUUAGCGAGGAGGAAGUGGUCAGGAUCAUCAAGGCUGGGAAGCAAAAGUUGCACGAUUAUCGCGAGCGUACACGCGUUAGACCAGACUUGGACGACAAGAUCAUCGUGGCCUGGAAUGGAUUGGCAAUCGGUGCACUUGCUAAGUGCAGUGUUCUAUUUGAAGAGAUUGAGAGCUCCAAGGCUGUUCACUGUCGCGAAGCCGCAGCCCGAGCCAUUAGCUUCAUCAAGGACAAGCUGUUUGACAAGGCCACAGGGCAAUUAUGGCGAAUCUACCGCGAUGGAGACCGCGGGGAUACCCCGGGUUUCGCCGACGAUUAUGCAUACCUGACCAGCGGCUUGCUUGACAUGUAUGAUGCCACUUUCGACGACAGCUAUCUCCAAUUUGCUGAGCGGUUGCAAAAGUACCUGAACAGAUACUUCCUUGCCCAGACGGGCUCUACUGCUACUGGAUAUUACAGCACGCCCUCUGUGAACACCCCGGGGAUGCCCGCCCCUCUCCUCCGAUUGAAAACUGGCACCGAGUCCGCCACGCCCUCAAUAAAUGGAAUUAUUGCCCGCAACCUCUUGCGUCUGGCUGCCCUACUCGAAGAUGAGACCUACCGAACCUUGGCGCGACAGACCUGCAAUUCGUUCGCCGUGGAGAUCAUCCAGCAUCCAUUCCUAUUCGUUGGAAUGCUGGACGUGAUCGUGGGUCUGCAAAUUGGCACCCGCACUGUGACAGGUGUUUUUGCCACGUCUGAACUUGCGCCCAAGUUGCGAGGCGAAGACACCCUGAGCCGUAAUGCCGAGCCUGUCUCUGCACGCGACCUGAUCCGCCGGAGGGUCCGGGCUGAGGCCGGCGUGGCCGUCUCCUCGUCCAUCGCGGUGACCUCACUUGUCGACAUCCGGCCCUCCCAUCUAAAAGAUUUCGUGGGCAAUCAGUCCUUCUGGCUCAAAUCGCGCAACCCGCUCUUCCAAGAGCUCAAGGCCGCCGAGCCCGCAAAGAACCAUCUUUUGGUUUGCGAGUCUGGGCGAUGCAACACCAUUGAGCUCUAG